CAGUUCUGUUGGCGGUUGCGAAUAGAAGAUACGCAAACAAUUAUGAUUCGUUGGCGUGGUAAAAUCGCAGUCGUUACCGGCGCUGGAUCCGGUAUCGGUGAAGCAAUUACACGUGGUCUUCUGCAAAACGGAGUGAACGUGGUUGCUCUGGACAUCCAGAAAGAAAGAUUAGCAAAACUCGAUGCAGAAUGUAAGCAGGAAGAUUCUCAAAACUUGGGCACGUUACAUACUAUAUGCUGCGAUGUAAAUUGCGAGAAAGAAAUCGAUACAGCAUUCACGCAUAUCGAAACGUUAGGUGGUGUCGACAUUAUGCUCAACAAUGCUGGCGUUAUCGAUAGUUCACGAAUAAUAGAUAGCGAGAGGAAGACAUUUGAAAGACUGUUAAAUACUAAUGUCCUCACUGUCGCCGUGUGUACGAACAAAGCAGUGCAUUCAAUGCGCAAACGAAACGUCGAAGGGCAUAUUUUUAGUAUUACCGGCGUUGCGAGCCAUUCUUUAAUGCCGGCUAGUGUGGGAGUGAAUUUGUAUGCUACCAGUAAACAUGCAGCUCUUGUUCUAUCUCAUACAGUACGACAAGAAAUAGCAGAAAUUAAAGCUCCUAUUCGAGUUACCACCAUUAGUCUUGGUUGUGUAAAAACGAACUUGUUUGAACGUUCGGAUACUAUGAAAGACUUUUAUGAGAAACUAUCAACACUUCAACCGUCAGAUAUAGCGAAUGCGGUCAUUUAUGCUCUUGGAUUGCGAUCGGAAGUUCAGAUUACGCAGCUUACCAUUCAGCCCACCGGGGAAUCUCACCACUGAAAAUUGUAAGACAGUAAUUGUCUUU
Molecule: messenger RNA, 826 nt
Organism: Wasmannia auropunctata (little fire ant)
Lineage: Eukaryota; Metazoa; Arthropoda; Insecta; Hymenoptera; Formicidae
Product: dehydrogenase/reductase SDR family member 11-like
Exons: 6
Coding region: 43-801 (252 amino acids)
Molecular function (GO): oxidoreductase activity
Source: RefSeq, a predicted model, not a curated record